CGAAGAUGGGGAAGAUGAUGAUUAAGAGUCGAAAGGGCGUGGCAUUUCUCUUCUUUCUUGUCAGCAUUGUGCUGAUGAUGAUAAAACAUCAUUACGUUACCAUGACACCUGAUGCAGCCUGGAGUGAAGAGAAGGAACACCUGCAGCGCCCUCUGCAGAGAGAGGUUCAGGCGAAUGACGUCACACCUGUACACAUUGGACACAAUGAACAUGAGAUACAAACCAAUUCGUCACCUUCGUACAACAUCACAGAGACACAAGAACAGAGACAGAAGGCUGUAAGAGAAACUUGUGCCGCAUACGGUGGUGGGGACACGAACGCUUUCAUAUCAAGAAACCUCACCGAUGGUCAGCUUUCGGGUCUCAGUUACAUCUAUGCCAUACCAGAGUUCAAGCUUCUUUACUGCUCUAUCCCCAAAGUGGGUUGUACCAGCUGGAAGCGGUUGAUACUGAAUAUAACCGGUUACGCUGACGCCCUUGCGGAGCUGGAGAAGGAGAAGGGUGCUCUUUCAGUACACGAGACAAUGCAGCGUAUUUUCCAACCACUGUCCAAAAUGGACCCUGGUGAAGCCAGGGAGGUCCUCAAGAGCUAUAAGAAGUUUAUGUUUGUUCGGAACCCUUACACUCGUGUGCUUUCUGCUUACCGGGACAAGCUCAUCCUAGACAAACACUCCAAGUGGAGAGAUGAGAUGCUGGAAUGGAUGGUCACUGAAGAUCCUCAGGCUGCUGCUGAUGUCUUUCUUGGAAGACGCAACUUCACGUUCGAGGAGUUCCUCAGGUUCUACCUGUCUCCAAUCAACAACAACCCGCAUUGGAGAGAGUACUACCGUCUCUGUCUACCAUGCCUUGUCAGUUACGACUUCAUCGGGAAGUUCGAGACGAUGGCAGCAGACUCCAGGUAUAUCCUUGACACCCUGUUCCGCGGGAACUCUUCGGUGGGUCUCUCAAAGUCCAAGCGAGUCACUAAUAGCUCCAACAAUGUCAGUUUGAUGGAUUUCUACUCUCGUGUCCCCAAAGAUCUCCUGCGUAGGGUAUCCAUGUAUGGUGGAUUUACCAUUGAUUCUAAACUCUUUAGUUAUGAUGUCCCAGGAUUUAUCCAGGAACUUAUUCUCUGACACUAAAAUGAUUCAUUUGAUUUGGUUAUAUAUGCCAUUGUAUAACAUAAGCUUGGGGAUUUGAUAUACAGUAUUACCAGGCCAACUGCCGUAACAUGAUAAAUUGUGAUGGAAAUGAGGGAAUAAUGUUAGCAUGUCUUUUAUACAUGUAUCUUUUCUUUUAAAUGAGCUCUGAACUGGCUUUGCGAUAAUAAUAUAAAGACACCGUCUAGAAUAAACAUUAAAAAGGUUAA
Messenger RNA from Strongylocentrotus purpuratus (purple sea urchin), 1348 nucleotides. RefSeq names its product carbohydrate sulfotransferase 11-like. The transcript is spliced from 3 exons. Gene Ontology annotation, molecular function: sulfotransferase activity. The record is from RefSeq and is a predicted model, not a curated record. The coding region runs from base 6 to 1115 and encodes 369 amino acids. Gene Ontology annotation, biological process: carbohydrate biosynthetic process. Gene Ontology annotation, cellular component: membrane. NCBI's taxonomy places the organism in Eukaryota, Metazoa, Echinodermata, Echinoidea, Camarodonta, Strongylocentrotidae.